Molecule: messenger RNA, 11468 nt
Organism: Homo sapiens (human)
Lineage: Eukaryota; Metazoa; Chordata; Mammalia; Primates; Hominidae
Gene: SETX
Product: senataxin
Exons: 27
Coding region: 465-8585 (2706 amino acids)
Biological process (GO): DNA-templated transcription termination
Cellular component (GO): chromosome; cytoplasm; chromosome, telomeric region
Molecular function (GO): ATP hydrolysis activity; helicase activity; 5'-3' DNA helicase activity
Source: RefSeq, a predicted model, not a curated record
ACUUCCGCUGGUGGCCUAGAGCGGGGCCCGGUAUGGAGGUGGGCUAGAGGCCGACGCCAGCCAGAGAGCGGUGAGGGUAGCGGCGGGCUGGAGGCCGUAGGUCGGGCGGGCGUGAGCGCAGGCGCGGCUUGUGCUUGCAGGGCCGCUUCGGGGAACCAUCGCGGCGCCUAGGUCCCGGUGGGCGGAUGGGGGAAGAGUCGGCGCGGGCUCGGCCGCUUCCCUCGGUGCGGGGGCGGGAGCACCCCUCGACGGCUGGCGGCCGCCUGUUGCCUUCCUGCGCGCUGGACCCGGCCGCUGCGACCCCCUGUCCUUCCGUUGUCUACACUGCGGUCUCGUGUGAGCUGUUUUUGAAAUGUUCUUUUGGGGCCAGAGUCUGGGCAUAUAUGAAUGCAAAUCCGUGUUUGUUCACAACUAAGCCCAGCUGAGACGAUCACUUUUCUGUAGGCCAUUUGUCCAGGUACAGAAUGAGCACAUGUUGUUGGUGUACGCCAGGUGGUGCUUCCACCAUUGACUUCCUAAAGCGCUAUGCUUCCAACACUCCGUCCGGUGAAUUUCAAACAGCCGACGAAGACCUCUGCUACUGCUUGGAGUGUGUGGCUGAGUACCACAAAGCAAGAGAUGAAUUGCCAUUCUUGCAUGAGGUUUUAUGGGAAUUAGAAACCUUACGUCUCAUAAAUCACUUUGAAAAAUCCAUGAAGGCAGAAAUUGGAGAUGAUGAUGAGUUAUAUAUAGUAGACAAUAAUGGAGAGAUGCCACUGUUUGACAUCACUGGGCAAGACUUUGAAAAUAAGCUUCGAGUUCCUCUUCUUGAAAUACUGAAAUAUCCUUACUUGCUUCUACAUGAACGUGUUAACGAGUUAUGUGUUGAAGCACUUUGUCGGAUGGAACAAGCCAAUUGCUCCUUUCAGGUGUUUGAUAAACAUCCAGGGAUCUAUUUGUUUUUAGUCCAUCCCAAUGAAAUGGUUCGGCGUUGGGCUAUCUUGACUGCAAGAAACUUGGGGAAAGUGGACAGAGAUGAUUAUUAUGACUUACAAGAAGUUUUACUUUGCCUUUUUAAAGUCAUUGAGUUGGGGCUUUUAGAGAGUCCAGACAUUUAUACUUCUUCUGUCCUAGAGAAGGGUAAACUGAUUCUUCUGCCCUCACACAUGUAUGAUACUACCAACUACAAAAGCUAUUGGUUAGGUAUUUGCAUGUUGCUGACCAUUCUUGAGGAACAAGCCAUGGAUUCCCUGUUGUUGGGCUCAGACAAACAAAAUGAUUUUAUGCAAUCGAUACUUCACACUAUGGAGAGGGAAGCAGAUGAUGAUAGUGUGGAUCCUUUCUGGCCAGCGUUACACUGUUUUAUGGUGAUUCUGGAUCGCCUUGGAUCUAAGGUCUGGGGUCAACUUAUGGAUCCUAUUGUGGCAUUUCAAACCAUUAUCAACAACGCAAGCUACAAUAGAGAGAUCCGACAUAUACGGAACAGCUCUGUAAGGACCAAGUUAGAACCGGAGUCCUAUUUGGAUGAUAUGGUGACUUGCAGCCAGAUCGUAUACAAUUAUAAUCCUGAAAAGACCAAAAAGGAUUCUGGAUGGAGAACAGCCAUUUGCCCAGAUUAUUGUCCUAACAUGUAUGAAGAAAUGGAAACAUUAGCCAGUGUACUUCAGUCAGAUAUUGGUCAAGACAUGCGUGUUCAUAACAGCACAUUUCUAUGGUUCAUCCCUUUUGUCCAGUCCCUCAUGGAUCUUAAGGAUUUGGGUGUGGCUUACAUAGCACAGGUUGUUAAUCAUCUGUACUCUGAAGUCAAAGAAGUCCUCAACCAAACAGAUGCUGUGUGUGACAAAGUCACUGAAUUUUUUCUUCUAAUUUUGGUAUCAGUGAUUGAACUGCAUAGAAAUAAAAAAUGUUUGCAUUUGCUGUGGGUAAGUUCCCAGCAAUGGGUGGAAGCCGUCGUCAAAUGUGCCAAGCUUCCUACCACUGCGUUUACACGGAGUUCUGAGAAAUCAUCUGGAAAUUGCUCCAAAGGAACAGCAAUGAUAUCUUCACUGUCAUUGCAUUCCAUGCCAUCUAACUCUGUACAACUUGCUUAUGUGCAGCUGAUUAGAAGUCUCCUUAAAGAAGGUUAUCAGCUUGGGCAGCAGUCUCUUUGCAAGCGAUUCUGGGAUAAGCUCAACUUAUUCCUUAGAGGAAAUUUAUCUCUAGGUUGGCAGUUGACUAGUCAGGAAACCCAUGAGCUACAAAGUUGCUUAAAGCAAAUUAUUAGAAACAUAAAAUUCAAAGCACCUCCAUGUAACACUUUUGUGGAUCUGACUUCUGCAUGUAAAAUCUCUCCUGCAUCUUAUAAUAAAGAAGAAAGUGAACAAAUGGGGAAGACGUCUAGAAAAGAUAUGCAUUGUUUGGAAGCUUCCAGCCCAACAUUUUCUAAAGAACCAAUGAAAGUGCAAGACAGUGUAUUGAUCAAAGCAGAUAACACUAUAGAAGGUGACAAUAAUGAGCAAAAUUAUAUAAAGGAUGUGAAACUAGAGGACCAUCUCUUAGCUGGGUCAUGCUUAAAGCAGAGUAGUAAAAACAUUUUUACUGAAAGAGCUGAAGAUCAAAUUAAAAUAAGUACAAGGAAGCAGAAGUCUGUAAAAGAGAUCUCUUCAUAUACACCAAAGGACUGUACUUCAAGAAAUGGUCCAGAAAGGGGAUGUGACAGAGGAAUAAUAGUAUCAACACGUUUGUUGACUGAUUCUAGCACUGAUGCUUUGGAAAAAGUGUCCACAUCGAAUGAAGAUUUCUCUUUAAAGGAUGAUGCUCUUGCUAAAACCUCAAAACGAAAAACUAAGGUACAGAAAGAUGAAAUCUGUGCAAAGUUAUCACAUGUAAUAAAGAAGCAACACAGGAAGAGUACUUUGGUCGAUAAUACUAUCAAUUUAGAUGAAAAUUUGACUGUAUCUAACAUUGAGAGUUUCUAUUCAAGGAAAGAUACAGGAGUUCAGAAAGGAGAUGGUUUCAUACACAAUCUUUCUUUAGACCCUAGUGGUGUUCUGGAUGAUAAGAAUGGAGAACAAAAAUCUCAAAACAAUGUAUUGCCAAAAGAGAAACAAUUAAAGAAUGAAGAAUUAGUUAUUUUCUCUUUCCAUGAAAACAAUUGUAAAAUACAGGAAUUUCAUGUUGAUGGUAAAGAAUUGAUCCCUUUUACAGAAAUGACCAAUGCUUCAGAGAAGAAAUCAUCUCCCUUUAAAGAUCUUAUGACUGUACCUGAAUCAAGAGAUGAGGAGAUGAGUAAUAGUACCAGUGUGAUUUAUUCUAACUUGACAAGAGAACAGGCCCCUGACAUCAGUCCUAAAUCUGACACCUUAACGGAUUCUCAGAUAGACAGAGACCUUCACAAAUUAUCUUUACUAGCUCAAGCCAGUGUUAUUACGUUCCCAUCCGAUUCACCUCAGAACUCAUCGCAGCUGCAAAGGAAAGUAAAAGAAGAUAAAAGAUGUUUCACAGCUAACCAAAAUAAUGUUGGAGAUACCUCCCGUGGACAGGUUAUUAUUAUUUCAGAUUCUGAUGAUGAUGAUGAUGAAAGAAUCCUGAGUCUUGAGAAACUCACUAAACAGGACAAAAUAUGCCUUGAGAGGGAACAUCCAGAGCAGCACGUUUCAACAGUUAAUAGUAAGGAGGAAAAGAAUCCAGUAAAGGAAGAAAAGACAGAGACUCUUUUUCAGUUUGAGGAAUCUGAUUCUCAGUGUUUUGAGUUUGAAAGUUCAUCUGAAGUGUUUUCAGUUUGGCAAGAUCAUCCAGACGAUAAUAAUUCAGUUCAAGAUGGUGAGAAAAAAUGUUUGGCUCCUAUAGCCAAUACUACAAAUGGUCAGGGUUGUACAGAUUAUGUAUCUGAAGUUGUUAAAAAAGGAGCAGAGGGCAUUGAAGAACACACAAGACCACGGAGUAUUUCUGUUGAAGAAUUUUGUGAAAUUGAAGUAAAAAAGCCUAAGAGAAAACGAUCUGAAAAACCAAUGGCUGAAGAUCCUGUGAGGCCUUCAUCUUCUGUCAGAAAUGAGGGCCAGUCUGAUACUAAUAAGAGAGAUCUUGUGGGAAAUGAUUUUAAAAGUAUUGAUAGAAGGACUUCAACUCCCAAUUCACGUAUUCAGAGAGCCACUACGGUUUCACAAAAGAAGUCUUCAAAGCUUUGUACUUGUACAGAACCCAUCAGGAAAGUUCCAGUUUCUAAGACCCCUAAGAAAACUCAUUCAGAUGCCAAAAAAGGACAGAAUAGAAGUUCAAAUUACCUAAGUUGUAGAACAACUCCUGCUAUAGUGCCGCCAAAGAAAUUUCGUCAGUGUCCUGAGCCAACUUCAACAGCUGAGAAACUUGGCCUGAAAAAGGGUCCUCGUAAGGCAUAUGAGUUGUCCCAGCGGUCUUUGGAUUAUGUAGCUCAAUUACGUGAUCAUGGCAAAACUGUUGGAGUAGUUGAUACCCGAAAAAAGACUAAAUUAAUUUCUCCUCAGAACCUGUCUGUCAGAAAUAAUAAGAAACUUCUGACUAGUCAAGAACUUCAGAUGCAAAGGCAGAUCAGACCCAAAUCACAAAAAAAUAGACGAAGACUUUCUGAUUGUGAAAGUACAGAUGUUAAAAGAGCAGGGUCACAUACAGCACAGAAUUCUGACAUAUUUGUACCAGAAUCUGAUAGGUCAGAUUAUAAUUGUACAGGAGGAACUGAGGUACUUGCCAACAGUAACAGAAAACAGUUAAUAAAAUGCAUGCCUUCUGAACCAGAAACCAUAAAAGCAAAACAUGGGUCUCCAGCAACUGAUGAUGCUUGCCCUUUGAACCAGUGUGAUUCUGUAGUGUUAAAUGGAACAGUACCAACAAAUGAAGUAAUUGUCUCCACUUCAGAAGACCCUCUGGGUGGAGGUGAUCCAACAGCACGUCAUAUAGAGAUGGCAGCUUUGAAAGAAGGAGAGCCUGACUCCAGCAGUGAUGCAGAGGAAGAUAACUUAUUUUUAACCCAAAAUGAUCCUGAAGAUAUGGAUUUAUGUUCACAAAUGGAGAAUGACAAUUAUAAACUCAUUGAACUAAUUCAUGGAAAAGAUACAGUUGAGGUUGAAGAAGAUUCUGUAAGUCGGCCUCAGUUGGAAUCUUUGAGUGGCACAAAGUGUAAGUACAAAGAUUGUCUUGAAACCACAAAAAACCAGGGUGAAUACUGCCCAAAACACUCUGAAGUGAAAGCAGCAGAUGAAGAUGUAUUUCGUAAACCUGGCUUGCCUCCUCCUGCAUCUAAACCUUUGAGACCUACCACUAAGAUUUUUAGCUCAAAGAGUACUUCACGAAUUGCUGGUCUUUCUAAAUCUUUGGAAACUUCUUCAGCACUUUCACCGUCUCUAAAAAAUAAGUCAAAGGGGAUACAGUCGAUUUUGAAAGUACCACAGCCAGUUCCCCUCAUAGCUCAGAAGCCAGUUGGUGAAAUGAAGAAUUCGUGCAAUGUUCUUCAUCCUCAGUCUCCGAAUAAUUCCAACAGGCAAGGUUGCAAAGUUCCAUUUGGUGAAAGCAAAUAUUUUCCAUCUUCCUCUCCAGUAAACAUUCUUUUGUCAUCACAGUCUGUCUCUGACACCUUCGUUAAAGAGGUCUUAAAAUGGAAAUAUGAAAUGUUUUUGAACUUUGGUCAGUGUGGGCCCCCUGCAAGUCUUUGUCAGUCCAUCUCAAGACCUGUGCCUGUCAGAUUUCACAAUUAUGGAGAUUAUUUUAAUGUUUUUUUCCCUUUGAUGGUAUUGAAUACUUUUGAAACAGUGGCACAAGAAUGGCUCAACUCUCCAAAUAGAGAGAAUUUCUAUCAGUUGCAAGUACGAAAAUUUCCUGCCGAUUAUAUAAAAUACUGGGAGUUUGCAGUUUAUCUGGAAGAAUGUGAACUGGCUAAACAGCUUUAUCCAAAGGAAAACGAUUUGGUGUUUUUAGCUCCUGAGAGAAUAAAUGAAGAGAAGAAAGAUACAGAGAGAAAUGACAUACAAGAUCUCCACGAAUAUCAUUCUGGUUAUGUUCAUAAAUUUCGCCGCACGUCAGUCAUGCGUAAUGGGAAAACUGAGUGUUACCUUUCCAUCCAGACUCAAGAGAACUUUCCGGCCAAUUUAAACGAACUUGUGAAUUGUAUUGUAAUCAGUUCUCUGGUAACUACACAAAGGAAGUUGAAAGCCAUGUCUCUGUUGGGUAGUCGGAACCAACUGGCUAGAGCUGUUCUGAAUCCAAACCCUAUGGACUUCUGUACAAAAGAUUUACUGACUACAACAUCUGAGAGAAUUAUUGCGUACUUAAGAGAUUUCAAUGAAGAUCAAAAGAAAGCAAUAGAAACUGCAUAUGCUAUGGUGAAACACUCACCAUCAGUUGCCAAAAUCUGCUUGAUUCAUGGACCACCUGGAACAGGAAAAUCAAAAACUAUUGUUGGCCUCCUCUAUCGUCUACUGACAGAGAACCAGAGGAAGGGGCAUUCAGACGAAAACUCCAAUGCCAAAAUCAAACAAAACCGUGUCCUCGUGUGUGCACCUUCCAAUGCAGCUGUUGAUGAACUCAUGAAAAAAAUUAUCCUUGAAUUCAAAGAAAAAUGUAAAGACAAGAAGAAUCCUUUAGGAAACUGUGGAGAUAUAAAUUUAGUACGACUGGGUCCAGAAAAGUCUAUUAAUAGUGAGGUUCUAAAGUUCAGUUUGGACAGCCAAGUAAACCACAGAAUGAAAAAAGAGUUACCUUCUCAUGUUCAGGCGAUGCAUAAAAGAAAGGAAUUUCUAGAUUAUCAGCUGGAUGAGCUUUCCCGGCAGCGAGCUCUAUGCCGAGGUGGACGGGAAAUACAGAGGCAAGAAUUAGAUGAAAACAUUUCCAAAGUUUCUAAGGAAAGGCAGGAACUUGCUUCUAAAAUUAAAGAGGUUCAAGGACGCCCACAGAAAACACAGAGUAUCAUCAUCUUAGAGUCCCAUAUCAUCUGCUGCACGUUGAGCACAAGUGGUGGUUUACUACUUGAGUCUGCUUUCCGUGGGCAAGGGGGUGUCCCCUUCAGCUGUGUCAUUGUUGAUGAGGCUGGACAGUCUUGUGAAAUUGAGACUCUUACUCCACUCAUCCAUCGCUGCAAUAAGCUCAUCCUAGUAGGAGAUCCUAAGCAGCUCCCUCCGACAGUCAUCUCUAUGAAAGCACAGGAGUAUGGCUACGACCAGUCAAUGAUGGCUCGCUUCUGCAGACUGCUGGAAGAGAAUGUAGAACACAACAUGAUCAGCAGGCUGCCCAUUCUACAGCUCACUGUUCAGUACAGGAUGCAUCCAGACAUAUGCCUCUUCCCUUCUAAUUAUGUUUAUAACAGAAACUUAAAAACAAAUAGACAGACAGAAGCCAUUCGAUGUUCAUCAGAUUGGCCAUUUCAGCCAUACCUUGUGUUUGAUGUUGGAGAUGGUUCAGAAAGACGGGAUAAUGACUCAUAUAUAAAUGUUCAAGAAAUAAAACUGGUGAUGGAAAUAAUUAAGCUUAUUAAAGACAAAAGAAAGGAUGUUAGUUUUCGAAACAUUGGCAUAAUAACUCAUUACAAGGCCCAGAAGACGAUGAUUCAGAAGGAUUUGGACAAAGAGUUCGAUAGAAAAGGACCAGCAGAAGUAGACACUGUGGAUGCAUUCCAGGGUCGGCAGAAGGAUUGUGUUAUUGUUACGUGUGUCAGAGCAAAUAGCAUCCAAGGUUCAAUUGGAUUCCUGGCAAGUUUGCAGAGAUUGAAUGUCACCAUCACACGAGCCAAGUACAGCCUCUUCAUCCUCGGACAUUUGAGGACCCUGAUGCAACUUCUUCCUAGGAGCUUUUGUGUACACGUGAACCAUUCGCCUUUUUUCAGCCCAGAACCCAAGUAUCUACACUGGGCUCUCAAGGAAAACCAGCAUUGGAAUCAGCUGAUUCAGGAUGCUCAGAAGCGUGGUGCCAUUAUUAAGACCUGUGACAAAAACUAUAGACAUGAUGCAGUGAAGAUUCUGAAACUCAAGCCUGUGCUGCAGAGAAGUCUCACUCACCCUCCUACCAUAGCCCCAGAGGGGUCCAGACCCCAGGGUGGUUUGCCCAGCAGCAAGCUAGACAGUGGAUUUGCCAAGACAUCUGUUGCUGCUUCUCUAUACCACACACCCUCUGACUCCAAGGAAAUUACUCUUACUGUUACUUCAAAGGACCCUGAAAGACCUCCUGUUCAUGACCAACUUCAGGACCCACGACUGCUGAAGAGGAUGGGCAUUGAGGUCAAAGGAGGAAUAUUCCUUUGGGAUCCACAACCCUCGAGCCCCCAGCAUCCUGGAGCAACACCUCCUACGGGCGAGCCGGGCUUCCCUGUCGUUCACCAGGACCUGAGCCAUAUACAGCAGCCCGCUGCUGUAGUGGCUGCUCUGAGCAGCCACAAACCUCCCGUGCGGGGCGAACCUCCAGCUGCCAGUCCCGAGGCUUCCACGUGUCAGAGCAAAUGUGAUGACCCGGAAGAGGAGCUCUGUCACAGGAGAGAGGCCAGGGCUUUCAGUGAAGGGGAGCAGGAGAAGUGUGGUUCCGAGACCCAUCACACCAGGAGGAACUCUAGGUGGGACAAGAGGACACUGGAGCAGGAGGACAGCAGUUCCAAGAAAAGAAAGCUUUUAUAGGAAAGCCCAGUGACAUGGGCCAGCAGCCACAGCAUAUUGUAAACUGAAGAUGACCAGCUCGUGGGACCAUCUAGAUAAGCUUGUUUUUUGUAAGGAGUUUGUGUGCUGUUGGAAAACAUGGAAAAUGCAUCCUUAACACCUGAGCCUCUGGUCAUCUUCAGUAUUUUCUGUCAUUUGCAAAAGCUUUCAGAGGGCAUUGUGUAUCCGUAAUAAUGUCCUUGAAGUCAGAGACUGGAAAUGUUGAUCUCUUAGUCUUCUAUAGACAAGGAGGUCAGACUGGAGUGAAUGUUGUAAAAGUUGAAAUGUAUAUUUGUAUAGCAAAUAACAAAAUCCUUUUAAAAUUUAAUCUAGUAGACCGCUUUUCUUUCCCCCUGUUUAAAAUGUUAAUCAGUUUUCAACAGAACAAACUUUAUAUUACCAAAAAAAAAAAGAUGGGAGGAGGGCGGGUCCUUUCAACCAUUGUUAGAGCAAGACAGAUAAUUAUUUAACAGCCUAGCUUGGAAUAAGCUGAGUUAGUGCUGGUGGGUCAGGUGUCUCUGGCUCUAUUAAAAAAAGCAAAAACCCCCCCAAAAACCUGGAGUCUCCUAGGGGACACUUUGGGCAGCACGGUUAUGUUAGGUAAAGUCUUGCUGACAUGGUGCAUUUUUAGAUAGAGUGCAUUGGCCCAGGGUAUUAUAUUUCUGUGAUGAGUUCAUUUACCUGUUUCAGUAUGCACAUAGUUCCCUAGCUAAAAUUCCUAAUCUUCUUGAGAGAGAAGAAUAUGGAGUGAAAGAAUAAUUCUUGAGCUAUCAUUCAAAUGCUCCCAGCAUAUUGUGAGCCUUGUGUGACUGGUGAGGUACAGACAUUUGGUUGCCAAAUGCUAGAUUAGCGCUGGGUCAGCUGUGGAAGAAUCGCCUCAGCUUACAGAUUGUCAGACAGAUCUAACUAGUUUUCCAGAAAGCCUGGGAAGCUGUGUGUUCAACAUUUCCCAAGGGAUUCUGAUCACCAGGCAGCUUGGGAACCACUGGGGCAGGCCAAAUAGAAUAUUUUGGGCGGGAAAGAAGCACCCGAUUUAAAAUGAAGCGUAACCAGAGGAGUUCAGAACUGGGAAGAGAGUGGUAGACUUCCUGUGAUCUUCAGAAAUCAUCUACCUGGUAAAAAUACAUGCUGUUUAGAAUAUCUGAUAGGUGUUUCCAGCUACUAUUAGAGGUGAUAGUGCUUUUGUGGGGGAAAAAAUUGGUCAUGGUGAAUGGAGAUCGAGGAAGCUCGGGACAAGGGAGGGGUGGGCUGCCUGAUUUUGUCCAGUUUUCCAAAUAUCCACGCAGUGAACUGGAGUAUCCUAAACAUGAGAAUGUACAGUUGACAGUUGUAAAAACUAGGGAUCUGUAGUGAAUGCUGUGCAGCCCCAUAUCUCAUUUGGGGGUAGGAAAAUAGCUGAAGAUUCAUGUGCAUUAUUUGACAUUUCCUUUGUCAUCUGCUUUUUAAGCAAAAAAGGGUUUUGUGUUAGAAAUUCUACUUGAGCAGAUUAUAAAGAGCUUUAAAAAACAACUUUCGGUUGCCAAAAGUUUGAGCAUUUGAUUUCAUUACCUGUGUCUCCCUCACUGGUGUCCAGACGGUCAACUGAAUACUCCUGAAACCCAGGGAGCAGGUGACUUCCUGGAGUGCUUUGUCCCCAGAGUCAGCCACUGCUUCCUCUGUGGGGGUGGAGAGUUUGUCUUUGGCCAUGCAGUGUGCGACAGUUCAGGACGGGUAGGGAUGGGUCCCAUUCUGUCUGGGUCAAGGGCUCUAUCAGCUUCUUCCAUGUGCCUUUGGGAAGAAAUCUCGUUACUUUAAGUUUGCUUUCCUGUUAUCUUGAUGAAGUGCCCAUUUUAGCAGACACUUGUAGUGCUGACCACUUAGGGAAUGUACAAACUCCUAAGCUUCUAAAGGGAGGCAUGGCAAAAACGUUGGGGUCAGGAUGUCUCUCACGCUGCUCAUGUUAAUACUAUUAACACAUGAUUUGAGAAAUAAGUUUUCUCUAAAAUGCAUAUUUUGCCGCCACACACUGAACAAUAUUAUUUCCAGUGAAGUUUGAUGCCUGUUCUUACGUUGUGUUCACCUGUUGGUUCACCACUCAGCAGAUCUGAUUCUGCAAGAAUUAAUGGUAGAACUAGAUCAUCCUUUCUAACAGACGAGCCUGUGUCCUGUGACGGCCUUUCACAGCGGAAUGCAGUUGUACCUCACAUUACUUUUGAAACUUCACUCGUUCCAGUUGGUACAAGUAUUUGCCAAAGCCAUUUCCUAUGUUCACCGUGGCCCCUCCUGAUGUGGCUGUCAGCGCAGCGUUGUUGAACAGGGCUAUUCUUUUUACAAGGUGUGAAGUGUGGCUCUUCGCUUCGUCUUUGCCAUGGCAUUAAAAGAAAGUUCCCUGUCUUCUUUCAAUAUUAGUUAUUUCAAAUGAAUAUGUGCUACUUAAAAGCUUGUUUUGUUUCUUUGUAUAUAAUUUGCCUUGGAUUUAUUGUGCACAGUUUGUUGAGUUGUAUGUUUUUGUGAAUUAUCAGGAGUAAAUUUGACAAGUACAUGUGAAUAACCUCCUGUAAAUGAAUUUUAUAACAAAAAUGUACUGAACUAUUUUUUAAAGUUGUGCAGAUUAGCAAUUUUUUGCUAUAGCUUUGACUUUUCUAUGCUGUGAAUUAAUAGCUGCGAUUUGGCAAACAGCCCUGUUGUCUUUGUUAAACCCUAAAUUUUAAGAGGAAAUGGCAGAAUUAAAAGCAGAAACAAGAAGAUGGACAUGGAUUAGAGGUUAUGUAUUAUGAAGUAAACUACAAGGUACUAACAUCAUUUCGUCUGCCAUUUGGUUUGCUUUAUGCUGAAAUUACUUGGUGGGGAUUUGUGCAAUUCAGAUAUAAAAAGUUUCAUUAUCCA